Molecule: messenger RNA, 1800 nt
Organism: Carlito syrichta (Philippine tarsier)
Lineage: Eukaryota; Metazoa; Chordata; Mammalia; Primates; Tarsiidae
Product: C4b-binding protein alpha chain-like
Exons: 12
Coding region: 1-1800 (599 amino acids)
Biological process (GO): negative regulation of complement activation, classical pathway
Source: RefSeq, a predicted model, not a curated record
AUGACCACCAAGUUACUGAAAACUGAUUUGCCAAAAAAAAAAAUACUGAAGCAGCGUCAGAUUAUGUACUUCCCAAGGGCUCCACUUGCACUCCUCAAAAGCUCCACCUGUGAUGGAAAAGGAGAAAUGGCAGCCUGUUCCUUCUCAAGGUUAUGGAAAGUCUCUGAUUCAACUCUGUUCCAAAUGAUUUUGGUCAUUGUUUUGAUGGCUACUGUUCUUGGUGAUUGUGGUCCUCCACCCAAGUUACCAUUUGCUUUUUCAACAAGCCAGUUGUAUGAGACAGAGUUCAAAACUGAAACUAUUGUGAAAUACACCUGCCGCCCUGGCUACAAAAAAAUCAAUUCAAGUAAAGUUACUUGUGAUGAAGAUGGCUCAUGGAAAUAUAGUAUCUUUUGUGCAAAGAAACAAUGCAGACACCCAGAAUGCGUGAUUGUCAAGUGUGAGCCCCCUCCAGAUAUCAGCAAUGGGAAACACAGUGGAGAUAAAGAAAUCUAUACAUAUGCCUCAUCUGUCACCUACAGCUGUGACCCCCUCUUCUCACUCAUAGGCAAUGCCUCCAUUUUCUGCACCGUGGAAAAUAAGACAAUAGGUGUCUGGAGGCCAGACCCUCCCACCUGUGAAAAAAUUGCCUGUCGUCCGCCAAAGAUUCCAAAGGGAAUCUUUGUCUCUGGAUUUGGGCCCUUCUAUACUUACAAAGAUUCCAUUGUGAUUAACUGUGAGGAAGGUUUUAUCCUCAGAGGCAGCAGUUUAAUCCACUGUGAAGCUGAUAAUGAGUGGCAUCCUUCUGUUCCCUCUUGUGAACCCAUGGAUGGUUGCACUGACUUACCAGAUAUUUCCUAUGCUUCCUGGGAGAGAAGUGACUACAACCUAAGUGACCAGGAAAUAUUUGAAGUUGGGACUGAGUUGAAAUAUAAGUGCAAACCUGGCUAUAGACCUAUUCUAAAUAAGCCCCUGAUUAUGACUUGUCAGAAAAAUUUGACAUGGACAUCUUCCAAUAAGUGUGAGAGUGUAUGUUGCCCAACACCAGAUCUAGAAAAUAUAAGAAUUAUAAAUGAAAGGAGAUAUUUCACGGAUAAAUGUGUAUAUGCCUAUGGAGACUACAUUUCAUAUACCUGUGAUGAAGGCUACUUUCCUAUUUCUGUUGGUGAAAAGAGUCAAUGCCACACAGAUGGCACAUGGAAGCCUAAGAUGCCAGCAUGUGAGCCAGUUUGCAGUUACCCUCCCAGUAUUGCCCAUGGACACUACAAAGAAGUUAUUUUAAUAACUCCUUAUCCUGAGGCUACAUAUGAAUGUGAUGAAGGAUAUGUUUUGGCAGGAUUUGCUACAAUCUACUGCAAAUCUUUUCACUGGCAAAGUUCACCUCCUCAAUGUAAAGCUUUGUGUCUGAAACCGGAAAUAGUGAAUGGAAGGCUGUCUGUGGAUAAAGAUCAUUAUGUUGAACCUGAAAAUGUCAUCAUCCAUUGUGACUCUGGCUAUAGUGUGGUUGGUCCCUCAAGUAUCACUUGCUCUGAGAACAGAACCUGGCACCCAGAGAUGCCCAGGUGUGAGUGGGAGGCCCCUGUAGGCUGUGAACAAGUGCUCGCCGGCAGACACCUCAUGCAGUGCCUCCCAAGUUCAGAGGAAGUGAAAAUGGCCCUGGAGGUAUAUAAGCUGUCUCUGGAGAUUGAACAACUGGAACAAGAGAGAUACAAGUUGAUGAACGUCAAUCAGAAAUGUUCUGGAAAAGGGGAUGCAGGGGAGUCAUUUUUGCCCUCAGUUCAAGUUAUAGAAUCUCCAUUGAGCAACUCUACUGUUCCUUAA